CUGAGAAUAUUGUAAUAGACUUGACAGCUCUUGAUGUAGGCUGUUCAUUAGCAGACCGGGCUUAGUUCGCCACAAUUAAAUUAGAGCAAUUAAAGAGUGAAAAGAUCGAAUCAGUAAGGACUUUUGCUUUGAGUGGCUGAUCUCUUGAUGCCUCCAAAUAAAUCGCAUGCGAGAGUGAGGAAAUAUCCGUGUGAUUAUUUUCAUCAUGACAUUAAGUUUUUCGUCCUUCUUCAUCAAAGACAUCCUCACUGGACGUGAUGCCUGGGGGAAGCCCGGUACCAGGAGUACAGAGGAGCUCCGCGUACCAAAGCGCAACACCUGCACCGGGCAUGGUGGUACGAGAGUCCCUGAGCUGUCUCAUCAAGAAGCGGAUGAGAACCGCAUCCACCCGGAGAGACUUCCUGUUGAUCUCAGUCUGUCUGUUGGAAACCUCCGAUCUGAUACCUACAGCGAGGAGUCCACAGGAGAGGAGACUGAGCAUAGAGACGGCGCUGCAGACCAGAAACUACACUGUGUGGAGCGGGACAAACGGCAGAAGAAGGAGGCGGAGACAGAGGAGGAGGGAUGUCACCACAGCGGGGAGAGGGUCAGCUGUUCACCCGAUGAGCGGCAGUGCAGGCCCCGUACCAAGAAGCGCUCCAGGGCGGCCUUCUCUCACGCACAGGUCUACGAGCUGGAGCGCCGCUUCAACGCGCAGCGGUAUCUUUCAGGUCCUGAACGGGCCGAUCUGGCAGAAGCUCUGAAACUCACAGAGACCCAGGUGAAAAUCUGGUUCCAGAAUCGGAGAUAUAAAACCAAACGGCGUCAGGUGGCGGCCGAGCUGGCGGCGUGCAGCUCCCAUAAGAAGGUGGCAGUAAAAGUGCUGGUGAGGGACAAUCAAAAGCAGUACUAUCAAGCGAAUGGAGUAGGACACGUCCCAAUGACUGUGCCACUGUACCAGGCCUAUCAGUACUACCCCUACCUGCACUACUUCUGCCAGCCCUGGAGCAUGAACAGCAUGUCCUGUGGAGGGAUGCUCUGAACUCCAGAGAAUGCAUGACUUGAAGUGUCUCUCCCAACUCAAGGUGUUAGCAGCUUGCUGUACAGUCAGUGGAAGUCCAUAGACACAAUGCUGUAUGUUGUCAAACUGACUGAGAUUUUUUUUUCUAUUAUGGUUAUUAUUUGCCUUAUAACUAGGAGCCAGUUUAGCAUACUUAGGGUUCAUACAAUGGAAAUAAUGUCUCUCACCAUUACUCGUUACAUUUAGAGAUAUUCUGUAAUAAAA
This is a messenger RNA of Siniperca chuatsi (mandarin fish), 1264 nucleotides long. It is a transcript of the gene nkx3.3, whose product is annotated as NK3 homeobox 3. The record is from RefSeq and is a predicted model, not a curated record. Gene Ontology annotation, biological process: regulation of transcription by RNA polymerase II; cell differentiation. Gene Ontology annotation, cellular component: nucleus. The transcript has 2 exons. NCBI's taxonomy places the organism in Eukaryota, Metazoa, Chordata, Actinopteri, Centrarchiformes, Sinipercidae. Gene Ontology annotation, molecular function: DNA-binding transcription factor activity, RNA polymerase II-specific; RNA polymerase II cis-regulatory region sequence-specific DNA binding. The coding region runs from base 206 to 1021 and encodes 271 amino acids.